AGGAGACUCAUUCCACCUUACAGUUUAUAACAAAUUAUAAGUCGCGUUCACUAAACAUAAAACAACUACAAAUAUCACAUACUGCACCUGUUUGAUAUCUAGUAACGAGCAAGUUUCACUUCUGUUGGUAUCAGUAUCAUUAUUAAAAAUGGCUGAGUUGCCAUGCCAGCUGUUUUCUUUGCACCUUCCGCAUAAACAUCGACCUGGCACAGAUCUUAUGUCAAAGCACGUUUUAUUGGAUUCCACCGUCAUCAACAUGGUUGUUGAGACUGUAGUCAAUCCCAGUGCAAAGGACCAAUAUUCGCCUUGGCCUACCGAAUGGCCGAACGGUAGUAUCUCUGACGUUUUAUAUUUGCCCAACACAUUCGAUGAUGGCAACCUCCCUCCUGUUUUAAUUGAAAUACAACACACAGUUGACAACGACUUUCUUUUGAGAGUCAUGACUUACGCCAUUUCAGUUUAUCGACAACACAACAAGAAAAAACCGAUUAAUAUCACAUUUAUGAUUGGUCAGCAUCCUUCGCUUUUGGCCAAUCCUUACCGUGCCAACCCCAUCAUCCAGCAACUAUAUUCCAUUGCUACACGUGUUUUUAAAGAACAAAUAAGAGAACAUAAGCCUGUUGAAGAUCUGAUAUCACUUUGCCUGGAAACGGAGAGUAUGAUUGCACAAACAAUAGCAACAUUACAUGAAGAAAUACCAGACACAACAUUGUGGAAACGUACGAAAAAAGUUCUCAUCGAUGGCAAGUUAAUCCCAGAAACAUAUAAACGAAAAUAUCAAACAACAAUGGAAUCCUCAUCUUUGGAAGAACGCUAUGAAGUCAAAUUAUUACAGAUGGAAGAAAAAGCAAAAUGCAUAGCUCUCACUUACUUGCAUACACAGCCUAUUGCGAAUAGUAUGAUGAUCAAUUGGCUCGACACUCUACUGGAUUAUGACUUUACAGUGAUCCAUCGACCCGGUAUCCAAAAUAUACUACCAGACAGAUUAUCGCGUCUAUGUUCAUGA
Mycotypha africana is the source of this 1006-nucleotide messenger RNA. RefSeq lists its product as uncharacterized. The record is from RefSeq and is a predicted model, not a curated record. Lineage: Eukaryota; Fungi; Mucoromycota; Mucoromycetes; Mucorales; Mycotyphaceae. The transcript is spliced from 3 exons. Bases 149 to 1006 code for a protein of 285 amino acids.